UGUCAUCUCUAUAAUCAAUUUUCGAGCUGCGCUGCUGGAUAUUUGUGUGAAUAAAAAUAGUGUUGUGUAUUGAGUAAUUGUUAAUAAGCAGCGUUAAAAAAUAUUGCAAGCACCAGCAAAAUAUUCAAUAUAAUGCAAAAAAGUUUUGGUAUAGCAGCAUAAAUCAAAUUUCGAUUUGCGAUGGGCGAUGUCGACCCCGAGACGCUGCUGGAAUGGCUGUCCAUGGGACAAGGAGAUGAGCGGGAUAUGCAACUGAUCGCACUGGAGCAGCUGUGUAUGCUGCUCCUGAUGUCCGAUAAUGUAGAUCGUUGCUUCGAAAGUUGCCCUCCUCGAACAUUUUUACCGGCGCUGUGUAAGAUAUUCCUGGAUGAACUUGCACCUGAAAAUGUACUCGAGGUCACUGCGCGAGCCAUCACCUAUUACCUGGAUGUUUCGGCUGAGUGCACCAGGCGUAUCGUUUCCAUUGAUGGCGCCAUCAAAGCCAUAUGCAACCAUCUAGUGGUUGCCGAUCUAUCAUCGCGCACAUCUCGCGAUCUUGCCGAGCAAUGUAUCAAAGUGCUCGAGCUGAUCUGCACCCGAGAAGCGGGCGCCGUCUUCGAGGGCGGCGGUCUCAACUGCGUUCUGUCCUUCAUUCGGGACUGUGGCUCGCAGGUUCACAAGGACACCUUACACUCGGCCAUGUCCGUGGUAUCUAGGCUCUGCACCAAGGUUGAGCCCAACACCCCCUGCAUUCAGAAUUGCGUCGAGAGUCUAAGCACUCUGCUGCAGCACGAAGACUCCAUGGUGUCCGAUGGCGCCCUGAAGUGCUUUGCCUCUGUGGCGGACCGAUUCACACGAAAGUGGGUGGACCCAGCCCCAUUGGCAGAGUACGGCCUUACAACCGAGUUGUUGAAGCGCCUCAAAAGUGUCGGAGGAAACACACACUCUUCGCUAUCAGCGGCUGGAACCCAGCCAACCAGCUCUAGCCAACCCGCUGCAACCACAAACUCGGAUGCCAUUAAUGAAAACGUUGCGGGAACUGCAACCAUAUCCAACAGCACCAAGGUUAAGUCAUCUGAUGCCGCCGCAUCGCCGCAGUCGAUAUCAACUACGAUUUCCUUGUUGUCCACACUUUGUCGCGGAUCUCCUUCGAUCACCCAUGACAUAUUGCGAUCCCAGUUGGCCGAUGCCCUCGAAAGAGCCCUGCAGGGCGAUGAGCGAUGCGUGCUGGACUGCAUGCGAUUCGCGGAUCUCUUGCUGUUACUAUUGUUCGAGGGACGCCAAGCCUUAAACCGAGGAAGUAACAACCCGAAUCAGGGACAAUUGGCGCCUCGACCAAGGCGUAAUAAUACCAACACCGAUCGUACGCAUCGCCAGCUCAUUGAUUGCAUACGAUCGAAGGACUCAGAAGCCCUACGCGAGGCCAUUGAAUCCGGCGGCAUUGACGUCAAUUGUAUGGACGAUGUGGGCCAAACACUUCUCAACUGGGCUUCGGCCUUCGGCACCUUGGAAAUGGUAGAAUAUUUGUGCGAGAAAGGAGCCGAUGUCAACAAGGGUCAACGAAGUUCGUCCCUACAUUAUGCGGCUUGUUUUGGUCGUCCGGCCAUUGCAAAAAUUCUCCUGAAAUUCGGAGCCUAUCCGGAUUUGCGAGAUGAAGAUGGCAAAACACCAUUGGAUAAGGCGCGCGAAAGAUUGGACGACGGACAUCGAGAGGUGGCGGCAAUUUUGCAGUCGCCCGGGGAGUGGAUGUCUCCAGAUCAUUCGCUACUUAACAAAGAUGGGAAAAAGUACACACUAAUGGAGCCCCGAGGUGAUCCGGAAAUGGCGCCCAUUUACCUUAAGGUGCUUCUGCCCAUAUUCUGUAGAACCUUCUUGGGUUCGAUGCUGGGCAGCGUCCGGCGGGCCAGUUUGGCCCUGAUUAAAAAGAUUGUACAGUACGCGUACCCAACGGUGCUUCAAAGUCUCAGUGAAACCAGUUUUAGCGAAGAUGCGGCGUCGACAUCGGGGCAAAAUGGUGGGAACCUACUAAUUGAGGUGGUCGCCAGUGUCCUAGAUAACGAGGAUGACGAUGACGGUCAUUUAAUAGUUUUAAACAUUAUUGAGGAAAUUAUGUGUAAAACACAGGAGGAAUUCCUCGACCAUUUUGCAAGGCUAGGAGUGUUUGCAAAGGUCCAAGCCCUGAUGGACAAUGAUGCGGAGGAACUGUAUGUGCAAUUACCAGGGAGCUCAGAGGAACCAGCCACAACGCAAAGAUCUUCGACCAGUGUGGCUGUCACUCCUAGGUCAACUUCAGAUGAUCCUAUGGAGGACGCAAAGGAAAUUUUGCAAGGGAAACCCUAUCACUGGCGCGAGUGGAGCAUUUGCAGAGGCCGGGAUUGUUUGUACGUCUGGUCAGAUUCUGUGGCCCUUGAGCUUUCUAAUGGCUCAAACGGAUGGUUCCGCUUCAUAAUAGAUGGCAAACUGGCAACGAUGUACUCCAGUGGAAGCCCCGAGAAUGGAAAUGAUAGUUCUGAAAAUCGUGGCGAGUUUCUUGAGAAACUAAUGCGGGCUCGAUCCUGCGUGAUUGCAGGAGUUGUAUCACAGCCCAUUUUGCCCACUGCGAGUGCGCUUCGCCUAGUUGUUGGAAACUGGGUUCUACAGUCGCAGAAAACAAACCAACUUCAAAUUCACAACACCGAAGGCCACCAAGUUACCGUGUUGCAGGAUGAUUUGCCUGGAUUUAUUUUUGAAAGCAAUCGAGGAACGAAGCAUACCUUCUCGGCAGAAACUGUCCUGGGUCCCGAUUUCGCAUCCGGCUGGUCAACAGCUAAAAAGAAGCGCAAUAAGUCAAAGACGGAAGGUCAAAAGUUCCAGGUUCGAAACCUAUCGCGGGAAAUUUAUAACAAGUACUUCAAGUCUGCGCAAACUAUUCCUCGAGGCGCCGUAGCAAUACUUACGGAUAUAGUGAAGCAAAUUGAGCUAUCCUUUGAGGAGCAGCACAUGGCACCAAAUGGAAACUGGGAGACCACACUCUCGGACGCCCUAAUGAAGCUAUCUCAACUUAUACACGAAGACGGCGUUGUAAGCGCCUAUGAAAUGCAUUCGUCGGGUUUGGUACAAGCUUUGGUUGCCGUUUUGUCCGUUAAUCAUUGGGAAACUAAUUCACCUCGCUGCAAGCGAAACAAAAUGCAAAAGCAACGAGUUUCCGUAUUCAAGAAAUGUAUACUGGAGGACAAUGUUGAGUCUGCAACGAACAAACCAAGAACUAAAAGUACUGCAAGUAUUUUAAUUCAAAAGCUUGUGUCGGUUUUGGAAAGCACAGAGAAGCUUCCAGUGUACUUGUACGAUACUCCUUGCACUGGAUAUAGUUUGCAAAUUCUGCAGAAAAGACUUCGCUUCCGUUUAGAGCGUGCAGAAUGCGAAAGCACAUUGUUCGAUCGCUCGGGGCGAACUCUUAAAAUGGAACCAUUGGCAACGAUUGGACAACUUUCCAAAUAUCUACUAAAAAUGGUGGCAAAACAAUGGUACGACCUCGACCGGUCAACCUACUUUUACUUGAAAAAAAUUCGGGAGCAUAGGACCGGAACCGUGUUUACGCACUCCUUUGAUUUCGACGAGGAAGGCUUGUUAUUCUACAUUGGAUCCAAUGCAAAGACCUGCGAUUGGGUUAAUCCAGCGCAAUAUGGUCUGGUGCAAGUGACAAGUUCUGAGGGAAAGACCUUACCCUAUGGCAAACUGGAGGAUAUUCUAUCUCGCGAUAGCAUCUCACUCAAUUGUCACACCAAGGAUAACAAGAAGGCUUGGUUCGCCAUCGACCUGGGGGUCUAUAUAAUUCCCACUGCUUAUACGCUGCGCCAUGCCCGCGGAUAUGGAAGAUCGGCUUUGAGAAAUUGGCUACUUCAAGGCUCAAAAGAUGGCCUAACUUGGACCACCCUCAGCACUCAUGUGGAUGACAAGAGUCUUGUAGAGCCGGGCAGCACAGCUACUUGGCCCAUUACCUGUGCAACUGACGAUUCCAUAAGGUACCGCCACAUCAGAAUCCAACAAAAUGGGCGCAAUGCGUCUGGCCAGACCCAUUAUCUAAGUUUGAGUGGCUUCGAAAUCUAUGGGCGUGUCGUGGGAGUGGCCGAUGAUAUUGGAAAGAGUGUCAAGGAAGCAGAGGCAAAAAUAAGGCGCGAGAGGCGGCAGAUAAGAGCACAGCUCAAGCACAUGACCACCGGUGCACGAGUGAUUCGUGGCGUCGACUGGCGUUGGGAGGAACAGGAUGGAUGUGCCGAGGGCACAAUAACUGGCGAAAUACACAACGGCUGGAUCGAUGUGAAGUGGGACCAUGGCGUACGCAACUCCUAUCGCAUGGGAGCCGAAGGAAAGUACGAUUUAAAGUUGGCUGAUUGCGAGUAUCUAUCCGCCUUCGACGGAAAUCAGUCGAUGGGUACUGCGAGCACAGCUCCAAAAGCAUGUGAGAAAGGUAACACACUCACAUCUCGCAAAUCGAGCUCUACUCCAUCCCUGCCCGAAGCCACUGAGAAGAAUCAAAACCCCGAGGGCGCAUCCAAUCAAACCGUUUCGGCGGAUAACUUGGCGUGGAAGCAGGCUGUGGAGACAAUUGCAGAGAACGUAUUUGCCUCGGCCAAGACACAGAUUAUAUCCAAUCAACUUGCUAUGAACACAUCUUCCUCCAGGGAAGCUCGAGCCAAACACAAGGAGUCAGGCACUAACCAAAUGCAUAAGGAUAACAUAAGCGGACCGUCACCCUUGAGCCGGGAGUUGGAGCACAUAUCGGACUUGUCUGCUAUCAACAACUCUAUGCCGGCAAUUAACUCGAGCAUUGUCUCCGACCUAGCCACCAUUUCGGAGAACUUAUCACUAACUGAAUUGUCCAAAGAAAAUAUAUGCAGCGUCCUUACGCCUUCUUACAAGGCUGCUGAGAGUGUUACUGCAAGUCAGAGCUCAAGCCAUCCGGAUGUACAGAGUUCGUCGCCGCGGGAGAACGAUAUCAAAAACAUAUCCAACAUUGAGGAAAACAAUAAGAUGAACGCAAACAACUCGGUGAAUAAGAUAUCCAAGGACCUGCUCGCGAAUCUCCGAACCUCGAACAUUGCUGGCUGUCCACCAGUCACACAACUUUCCACCGAAGCCCUCGAAAUGAUCGACAAAAUGCGCGAUGGCGUGGACAUGAUUCGAAACAACUCCAAUAACAUUCUGUCCACAGACACUUUCCCAGUGCCCUGCACAAAUGUUCCAGUUGGCGUUAAGAAGACCCCAAAGGCUCAGGCUCUAAUAAAUCCUGAUAACGCCAAUCAGAAGCAAAUUAUAGUUACAACCGAAGAGUUCCCCACUAAGAGUUCAAAGAAGCCCAGUGUAACUUUGAAACCAGCUCAGCAACCAAAUGCAGUGUUAUCAAUCGUGGACAUCAAGGAUCCGCAGAUUUCAACCGAAAACGUUUCGGUUCCCAGCCAGAUGAGUAUCAGUGUUCCUAAUCUGACAACAACUUCAGCUUCGGAGGUUCCCUCGACUUCCGAAGUGGCAACCCACACCGGUUUGCUGGAGACAUUUGCCGCAAUUGCUCGUCGUCGUACCUCCCAAGGUACCAAUAUACAGGAUAAUCAGAUUAUGAAUGCGGAAGCAAAUGUGAACGAGCACGGCGAUCAGAACGCUUCUGGCUCAUUCCUUGGCCACUCGGUAACUAGUUUAGUUAAGUUGGCGUUGUCAAGCAACUUCCACUCUGGACUGCUUAGCACCGCUCAAAGCUACCCAAGUCUAUCGUCGAAUAAUAGCGAAAACAUAGCUCCGUCGAACCCUACAAAUACCUCUGCGGGUCAGCAAUCGGCAUCCACUAUUAAUCAUACCCUAACAAUGAGUCUAACAUCCACAUCGAGUGACAGUGAGCAAGUAUCCCUCGAAGACUUUUUAGAGAGUUGCAGAGCGCCGGCGUUGUUGGGUGAUUUGGACGAUGAGGACGACAUGGAUGAGGACAACGAUGAAGAGGAGAACGAGGACGAGUACGAAGAGGUCGGAAACACGUUGCUGCAAGUGAUGGUCUCCCGAAAUUUGCUUACCUUUAUGGAUGACGAGGCUAUGGAGAACAGGUUGGUGGGUGUGACCAAGCGCAAGUCAUGGGACGACGAGUUUGUUUUAAAGAGGCAGUUCUCUGCGUUGAUACCUGCUUUCGAUCCACGCCCGGGCCGCACAAACGUCAACCAAACUUCCGAUCUGGAAAUAUCCCCCCUUGGCGUCGAACUACCGAAACCCCAGCAGAGUGGGCCCGAGACUAUCGAGCAGCCUUUGCUGGGCCUUAAAUUGCGGGGUCCGGGAAUCGGUGGCAUACCUGAAGUGGAAAUCGACCUGAGUAACACCGACUGGACCAUAUUCAGAGCGGUACAAGAAUUACUUCAGUGCAGUCAGUUGAACAAGCUGGACAAAUUCCGGAAGAUAUGGGAGCCCACAUACACCAUUGUGUACCGGGAGGUGUCACCCGAGGCACAGGAGAGCACUUGCCUGGAGUCGGAGGAGUUUCCGCAAACGCCCGAUGUGUCUUCAAAGAGUGGUGCAUCAACUUUGUCCCCUAACUCUCCCAUGCACAUCGGGUUCAACGUAGCCGACAAUAACCUGUGCUCCGUGGACGAUGUACUUGAGCUGCUCACUCAAAUCAAUGGUCUCAAUCAGUCCGAAAUCGAUUCGGAUGUCAAGGAGCACGGUGUAUCGGUGUUGUCCGAAGAUCUCUUCAUCAGCAAGAAAAUAACCAACAAACUGCAACAGCAAAUUCAGGAUCCAUUGGUGCUCGCCAGCAACGCGCUGCCGAACUGGUGCGAGAACUUAAACCAAUCCUGCCCCUUUCUGUUUCCAUUUGAGACCAGGCAGUUGUACUUUAACUGCACAUCGUUCGGAGCUUCGCGCAGCAUAGUAUGCCUACAGUCCCAGCGAGAUGUCACUGUGGAACGGCAAAGGAUACCCAUAAUGAGUCCGCGGCGGGAUGAUCACGAGUUCCGCAUCGGACGUCUAAAGCACGAACGCGUAAAAGUUCCGCGAAACGAGGAUCUGCUCAUGUGGGCAAUGCAGGUCAUGAAGACUCAUUGCAAUCGCAAGUCCGUGCUGGAGGUUGAGUUUUUGGAUGAGGAAGGAACUGGUUUGGGACCAACGUUGGAGUUCUACGCCUUGGUGGCCGCAGAAAUUCAGCGUUCCGACCUUUGUAUGUGGCUGUGUGACGAUGAUUUGGGCGAGGACACCGAAAACUCACCGCAGAAUGCGGAAGGGAACUCAAAACCUGUUGGGUAUUACGUAAAUCGCAGGGAGCACGGAAUUUUCCCAGCACCACUACCGCAGAACACCGAGAUAAGUGAGAAGGUUCUGAAAUACUUCUGGUUCUUCGGCGUUUUUGUGGCAAAAGUUUUGCAGGAUAUGCGCUUGGUGGACAUACCAUUAUCAACAUCAUUUCUUCAGCUGCUUUGUCACAACAAAGUGUUAUCACGUAAUCUCCAAAAGGUCAUUUCGGAUAGACGAAAUGGCGACCUUUCAGUCGUAUCAGAAGAAUCUGAUAUAGUAGAAACCUGCACUAAACUGCUGCGAACUGAUUCCAACAAGUCAAAUGCAUUCGGUGGUAUUCUAUCAUUGGAAAACUUAAAAGAAAUAGAUCCAACUCGUUAUCAAUUCCUGCAAGAAAUGCAAAACCUAUUGAUGCGGAAGCAGUCAAUCGAGUUUGACGACACGAUAAGCGCCGAGAAGAAACAUGAGCUUAUCAACGAGCUUAAGCUGCACACCCAAAAUGGCUUGGAGGUAUCUCUCGAAGACUUGGCCCUUACUUUCACGUAUCUGCCAAGUUCCUCGAUAUAUGGAUACAGCCAGGCCGAACUGCUGCCGAAUGGAUCGUCAGUGAACGUUACCAUCGAUAACUUGGAAGCGUACUGCGAACUGCUGAUGAACUUCAUCUUGCAGGACGGAAUCGCUCAGCAAAUGAAAGCCUUCAGUGAUGGCUUCAACGAAGUGUUCCCUCUAAAGAAGUUGGCCGCUUUUACUCCCUCAGAGGCGCGAAUGAUGAUAUGUGGCGAGCAGUUCCCCCAUUGGAGCCGAGAAGACAUUAUUUCAUACACUGAACCAAAACUUGGUUACAACAAAGACAGUCCCGGAUUCCAACGCUUUGUUAACGUUUUGUUAAGCAUGUCGGGAGACGAGAGGAAGGCGUUCCUCCAAUUUACAACUGGUUGCAGUAGCCUGCCCCCAGGAGGACUGGCCAACCUCCAUCCCCGACUGACAGUUGUCCGAAAGGUAGAUGCUGGAGUUGGAAGCUAUCCAUCCGUGAACACAUGCGUUCACUAUUUAAAGCUUCCCGACUACCCAACAGAGGAGAUCAUGAAGGAGCGCUUGUUAACAGCAACUAAGGAAAAGGGGUUUCAUUUAAAUUAAACAAUUUAUUGUACUCGAUAUUCAAGUUAAUAAAAUUUGAACCUUUUGUUAUUUAAA
Drosophila teissieri is the source of this 8415-nucleotide messenger RNA. RefSeq names its product E3 ubiquitin-protein ligase Ufd4 (gene Ufd4). The record is from RefSeq and is a predicted model, not a curated record. Gene Ontology annotation, molecular function: metal ion binding; ubiquitin protein ligase activity; protein binding. The coding region runs from base 181 to 8358 and encodes 2725 amino acids. Gene Ontology annotation, cellular component: nuclear speck. NCBI's taxonomy places the organism in Eukaryota, Metazoa, Arthropoda, Insecta, Diptera, Drosophilidae. The transcript has 8 exons. Gene Ontology annotation, biological process: anatomical structure development; proteasome-mediated ubiquitin-dependent protein catabolic process; protein K63-linked ubiquitination.